This is a messenger RNA of Trichoderma citrinoviride, 906 nucleotides long. RefSeq names its product cutinase-domain-containing protein. Gene Ontology annotation, molecular function: hydrolase activity. Bases 1 to 906 code for a protein of 301 amino acids. Lineage: Eukaryota; Fungi; Ascomycota; Sordariomycetes; Hypocreales; Hypocreaceae. The record is from RefSeq and is a predicted model, not a curated record. The transcript has 4 exons.
AUGCGCGCCCUCUCCCUCACCCUCUCGCUGCUCGCCGCCAGCUCAACGGCCGCAGCAGCAACAACCACAACAUGCGCAAAGGGCCUCUACAUGGUCGUCGCCCGCGGCAGCGAGGAGCCCGCGGGGACGGGUGUGACGGGCAACCUCACGAGCCAGAUCGCCGCAAGGGUGCCCGGCAGCCAGGUCGUGGCCGUCGACUACCCGGCCAGCUUUGACGACUACGAGGCGUCCGAGGGCGAGGGCGUCAAGGCGAUGCAGCAGCUGCUCAACAGCUACGGCGAGGCCUGUCCGGGGAACAAGAUUGCUGUGCUGGGGUAUUCCCAGGGCGCCCAAGUCUCGACAGACACCGUCUGCGGCGGUGCCGGCGCUCCGUUCACCAGCAACAAGGGCAUGUCCGACGAUGUCAUGAACGGCGUCGUCGCCGUGGCCAUUUUCGGAGACCCGACCCAUGUCGCCAACCUGACGUACGACAGAGGCACCAGCAUUCACAACGGGCUCUUCAACCGGAGCUCGUCCAGCAUCGAGGUCUGCAAGUCGUACGCCAGCCGCAUCGUCUCGUACUGCGACACGGGCGACAUCUACUGCGACGCCGGCUCCAACUCGACCGUCCACCACCUGUACAUUGAGCGCUACGGCGACGACAUUGUCGACUUUGUCGUCAACCAGUACGAGAAGAGCGCCAGCAGCUCGGGCUCGGGUACUAACGCUACCACGACCACGGCUCCGGCUCCCACCGUGUCUCCUACUACCAGCGGCAGCAGCGGCAACAGCACCGUGCCUACGCGAACCGGUGGCCCGACGACGAGUCCGACGCAGGGGUCUGGAUCUGGCGCGAGUGCUUUGACGAGCAGCUUGAUGCUGGGAGGUCUGUUGACGGUCCUGACGGCGGUGUCUCAGAUGCUGUAA